AUGUUUUUAACGAGGAAAAAUCAAUCGAGGAAGCGGCUUUUGCAGACUAUGGACGGAGAACUAGAUAUGGUUGAAGCACUUGGCUUAUGUGCCGCGACUAUGAAGAGACCAAGGAAAGAACGGGGUGCGGAUGAAGAAAGAAGUUCCUUGUGGUGGAGAAAUGGUUACCGAAAUUGGGACGAUACUGCGUUCAAAAAACGUUUGUGUACAAAUCGAGCAACGUUUCAGUUCAUUCUUGGUAAGAUAGAAGACCAACUAGUCAAAAAGCCAACUCGUUUCAAACCUGAACCGAUACCCUCAGACACACAACUUGCCAUUUGUUUGUAUCGAUUGGCCCAUGGAAGUACCUACAGCACAGUAGGAGACCUGUUCGGUGUUGCAGAAUCAACUGCAAGUGUCAUUUUUAACCAGGUAUGCAAGAUACUGGUGUCUUUACGACAGAUGUGUUUACUUGCCAAGAAACUGAGCCGAAUGGAAGCAUGAACUUGAAAGCUUCCUUGAGAACUGGGAAUUUCCAUGCGUAAGAGCCUGGAACGGGUUCCAUGUUUAUGUCAGCACAAAGUUAAAAAAUUAUUUAGCUUCAAGAAAGAGAUACUCAGUAUCCAGCAUGGGAUUUAUUGCCUCUAAUAAGAAGUUUCUUUGGACAGCUGUAGGGGCUCCUGGCUCUGUCCAUAACUCGAGGCUUCUGAAAAGUUGCGACCUCUUUGCCGAGAUUCAGCAGGGACAUGUUUUCCCAAAUACUGUGCUAUGA
Pocillopora meandrina is the source of this 751-nucleotide messenger RNA. Lineage: Eukaryota; Metazoa; Cnidaria; Anthozoa; Scleractinia; Pocilloporidae. The record is from the annotation of a GenBank genome assembly.